This is a messenger RNA of Microbotryum saponariae, 4040 nucleotides long. The record is from the annotation of a GenBank genome assembly. NCBI's taxonomy places the organism in Eukaryota, Fungi, Basidiomycota, Microbotryomycetes, Microbotryales, Microbotryaceae.
AUGUUCUCGACCUUGGCGCGAGGCUACGGCGCGUUGAGUGCAGGCGCGACGCAGCAAUCCCCGCAGGAGACGAUCGACAAGCUGUGUGACAGGUUGCUGAACGGGACCCACCUCGAGGAUAGGAGGGCCGCUUUGUUGGGUCUGAAGGGGUUGAGUAGGGACUGGAAGUCGGUACGUGCGCGAGAUGUUGGUUCUUGUACCUUGCGAUGCUGGGUCGAGUCCCCUAUUAGAAGUAGACGAGUGACCGCGCUCGGUGUGCCGUCGGCCCCGUCCGCGCUCGGCGUCCACCAACGUGUUCACUCACCCAUCACCCAGCCGCUUCGACCGCGCCCGCCCCGCGCCGAUCAUGCCCGCUCCCACACCGACCGACCACUGACGCACGAACAUGAUUCGCAAAUCCAACAGGAGGUCGGACAACGCGCAUUACCGAUCCUCCUCGGCGUCUUGGAGGAGGAUGCACCCGAGGACGUCGAGAUGGCCAAAGCCGUCGUCGAAACGCUCUCGCUCCUGUGCGAGGUCGAAGAGGUCGAUUCGAGGGUCAGUCAAUCGCACCGCACUCGAGUCGAUUCGGGCCCAGACAGCACGCGUGCUGAACCCAUUCACCAAAUCGCCGUCUACGCACCCACAGCCCGUCCGAGACGACUCGGGUCUUCGAAACACCGACGGAUUCUUGCAAACCGCCGCACCGCUGCACACCCUCCUCACCCUCCUCACACCGGCUCAUUUCUAUCUCCGCUUCUUCUCGCUCCAACUGCUCGGCGUCUUGAUCGCCAACAGGUCCUCCCAGGUCCAGGCCCACGUCCUCACCGCACCCGGGGGUGUCGGCAGGUUGGUCGAGACGCUCGACGAUACGAGGGAGAUCAUUCGAAAUGGUCAGUACAGCUCAUCGUGAAGUAAAUCACUCGGACUGACAUGAAACGUACCCAAACAGAAUCACUCUUGCUCAUUAUCGCACUCACCACUUCCAACGCCGACAUUCAAAAAUUGCUCGCCUUCGAGGGCGCGUUCGACAAGCUUUUUGCAAUCGUAAGCCAGGAGGGGGGCAUCGGCAGUGGUGGAAUCGUCGUUCAGGAUUGUUUGGCUGCGAUCGGUGGACUCCUGAGGUGGAACGUGUCCAAUCAGGUGCGUCGAUUAUUCUCGUCUCGCAGAUCGCUGAUGCGAAUUUACAAUGUGCUGACAAAACUUUGAAGCACAGAACUACUUUCGGGAAACGUCCUGCAUCCCCCUCUUGGCCCCUCUCCUCCUCUUCCCUCAACCGAAGGCUCAGACACCGGCCUCGCUAUCGGCUUUUGCGUUCCAAUCAUGGUCAGAGCAAAAAGUCGUCAACGCCGGGCUCGUGCUCUCGCUCGUGCGCAUGCUCGUCGGUGGUGCCGGUGCCGGAAGGGAAGCGAAUCAAAAAGCGUUGCUGACGUCGGGCAUGUCGAGAUGUUUGGCCGAGAUGGCGCUCGCGAGUAACGCACCUUCGAUGCUCAAGUCGCAGGCGAUGAACGCCCUCGCCGACAUCUUGCGACUCUCCCCACCGAACCAAGCUGCGCUCAACUCGCUCAUCGUCGUACCUUUGAUUCGACCGAUGGCUUCACCGCCGGCUGAACACUACAAUCCCGACUACGACGACGGCGAACCAGCUCAACAACGUGGUGGUGGAUCUCGAUCAGACGAUGAGGAUGAGGAUGAGGUGGACCGGAGAUCGAACAGGAGCAAAUGGCGUAAAGGCACCCCCGCGCCCGCUGUGAUCGCGGUGGUGCGACUCGCCGUGGUCGGAGACGGUACGCCUGGCCGAUCAGGCCUACGCGUUCGAGCCGCGGCGGCGAACUUGUUCCAAAGUUACGUUGCCAAUUCGACCGAAACCCAACUCGGCAUCUUGUCGACCAUGGUCGCACCCUCACCCGACACCGAUCCUUCUGGACCUCAGAUCCCAUCCGCCGGCUCGAUCCUCCUCCACGCGAUGCGAACAUUCCCUUCCGCCACGCGAGAUCACUUUGACUCCUACGUCCCCUUUUUCGCCUGUCUCCUCUUCUCCCACCUCAUCAUGGGCUCCGAAACGUCCAAAGAAUUCGCUCGCAAGAUCUAUUUUACCGGCGAUGAUGCCGAACCGGGGGGAUAUGGGGAUGAGGAAGAACGAGCGAGUUUGGUCUCCAUCUUGGUUGGGAACUUGAUGAUGGCGCAAAGGGAACAGGUCCAGAGUGCGAAUGCGGGCUUGGGCCCGGAUCGUGGUUUGGAAUGGAGUCGAAUCAUGGUCGGUUACUUGAUGGUGCUCUCGUUGUGGUUGUGGGAUAGUCCGACGACCGUUACCGAGUUUUUGAGCGAAGGUUCCAAUCUUCAAGUCGUGAGUACCAAAGUUGAUACAACAGCGGAGGAGGCCCACAAUUCGGCUCGAAGAAGACUAACCCCCUCUCGAUCGCUGACGGGGUCUCACAGUUGAUUCAACCCAUCACCCAAUCCUCGGGCGUCGAUUCGGUCGUCCAAGGGCUCUGUGCCUUCCUCCUCGGGAUAUGCUACGAAUACAACCGAGAACCGGGACCGAUAACUCGUGAAACCCUUCAUCCGAUCUUACAUUCCCGCGUUGGAGCCGAUCAAUUCGUUUCGAGGAUCUUGAGGUUGAGGGAGGACGAAAGGUUCCGAAGUGUUGGACCGGCGGUGUUGGAGUUGAUUGAUGAGGAGAUGGAGGAGGAGUUGGGGGAGGAACAAGGACUGUGGUUUGACUAUUCGUUCGUCGAAUUCUUGAAGACCAACUAUAGUACGUGUUCAUCGCUCGCUCGCUUCCCGCUCAAGGAAUCUGAACUGGCGUGUCAUUUGAAACAGUCUCGGUCCAACGAGCGAUCCUGAUGGACCCAACGGCGAACACGACCAGUCGUCGAUCAUUGGACGGGAACGGCGAUUCGUACGAGGUCGUCACCGCUCUAAGGUCCUCGAUCGCGGCGCAAACUGAACAGAUGGAGGACAUGAGGAAUCAGAUCUUGGGUUUGGCAGCGGAGAGGGAUGAAGAGGUGAGCUCUUCUUCUUCGUCCUUGGCUUUUGCGGCUCGCAUUUCUUUUUCGAACGGGAGGCAGAAGGCUGAUCUAAGAGUCGACUCACAGCGUAUCGCUUUCCAAAAUGAGAUUGAAAGUCUCACCGCACGCAUCUCGGGUUUACAAGGCGAGCUUGAACAGGCUUAUGCUGAGGUGAACGCGGCUCGAACUGGAGGCGGAGGAGGAGGAGGUAACAACAAUCGUGAUGAGCCUUAUGCACCCCGAUCACAGAGUGAUGGUCCUUAUACACCUCGAGGAGAGGAUGAUCCGUAUGCGCCUCGGGGGGAUGACCCCUACGCUCCAUCGCUGCCCGCUGCAGCUGCAGCAGCAUCGCCCGUAGCCCCUGUGGUCGAUCACGAGGCAUCGAAGAAGAUUGAAGUACUGGAAAAAGAGAUCGCUGCAUUGCGAACCGAACUCGAUACCGCGCAUGACGAACACCAACGUGCGCUUAGCGAACUAGAACAAGCUCGACAUUCGAGGACAGUCGAUGAUCUUUUCGGUGGUGGUCGGCCUACAUCUCAAGGAGCGAACGAGACUUCGUCCUUCCAAUCCGGUAUCGAUUUCUUCAACUCCUCUUCUACACAAACUAUCUCGUCGAACGACUCGCCGUUCGGUUCGCAUCCCCCCGCCCCUCCCUCAACGCACGACCCGAUGGAACUCGAACGCCUUCGCGCCGAACUCGAACGGACGCAAAAGUUACUCGAAUCGACGAAUAGUCAACUCGAAACGAGUCGACAACACUUGGCUUCCACGCGUACGGAAUUGGAUCAAUUGAGGGACGCGACACCUUUGGACGUCGAGGCGAUCAGAGCGGGAAGAUCGGACGACGCCUUGGCGGAGGAAGUGUCUACUUUGAGAAGGGAGUUGGAGCAAGCUCGAUCGGCGAAGGAAGAGGCGGAUAAGGAGCAGGAGGAUUUGCUCGUCUUGUUGGAGGAUGUGAGCUCGAAACGUAAGAUGGAUAAGCAGAGGAUGAGGAGCGCGUUCAUGCAGGUUUCAGAUGAUGAGGACGACGAUGAGGACGACCUUUCGUAG